AUGGCCACUGCGCAGCUGCAGAGAACGUCCAUGAGCGCCUUGGUGUUUCCCAGUAAGAUAUCAACUGAGCAGCAGUCUUUGGUGUUAGUGAAGAGGCUUCUAGCAGUUUCGGUCUCCUGCAUCACCUACUUGAGAGGAAUAUUUCCAGAAUGUGCUUAUGGAACAAGAUACCUGGAUGAUCUUUGUGUCAAAAUUCUGAGAGAAGAUAAGAACUGCCCAGGAUCUACACAGCUAGUGAAGUGGAUGCUAGGAUGCUAUGAUGCUUUGCAGAAAAAAUACCUAAGGAUGGUUGUUCUAGCUGUGUACACCAAUCCUGAAGACCCUCAAACAAUUUCAGAAUGUUACCAGUUUAAAUUCAAGUAUACCAUUAAUGGACCAAUCAUGGACUUCAUAAGUAAAAACCAAGCCAGUGAACCCAGCAUGUCAUCUGCUGACACCAAGAAAGCGAGUAUUCUCCUCAUUCGCAAGAUAUAUAUUCUGAUGCAAAAUCUGGGGCCGCUGCCUAAUGAUGUUUGUUUGACCAUGAAACUGUUUUACUAUGAUGAAGUUACACCUCCAGAUUACCAGCCUCCUGGCUUUAAGGACGGUGAUUGCGAAGGAGUGAUAUUUGAAGGGGAACCUAUGUACUUAAAUGUGGGCGAAGUCCCCACACCUUUUCACACCUUUAAAGUAAAAGUGACCACUGAGAAAGAACGAAUGGAAAAUAUUGAUUCAACCAUAUUAUCACCAAAACAUUUAAAAACACCACUUCAAAAAAUUCUCAUGGACAAAGAUGAUCUAGGAAAUGAACAGGAGCAUUACGUAAGUGAUGAUUCUGACAUUGAAACUAAAAUGGAAGGGCAGAGAAAAACCCAUGGAUGUUGUGAAACCAGAGAACCAGAUUUAGUUUUUGAGGAAGAUGAAGUGAAAUUUAAAGAAAGUUCUGGUUUUUCUGUUUCUCAUUCUCAGGUUGAGCAGUUAGUCAGUAAAACAUCUGAACUUGAUGUGUCUGAAAGCAAAACAAGAAGUGGAAAAAUCUUUCAGAAUAAAAUAGCUAAUGGAAAUCAACCAAUAAAGCCUUCCAGAGAAAAUCGGAAGAGAAGUCACUUCGAAUCUGGGAAAACGGUCCUUCAUCAUUUUGAUUCUUCUAGUCAAGAGUCAGUACCAAAAAGAAGGAAGUUUAGUGAGCCCAAGGAACAUAUAUAA
Condylura cristata (star-nosed mole) is the source of this 1185-nucleotide messenger RNA. It is a transcript of the gene HORMAD1, whose product is annotated as HORMA domain containing 1. The coding region runs from base 1 to 1185 and encodes 394 amino acids. The transcript is spliced from 14 exons. The record is from RefSeq and is a predicted model, not a curated record. Lineage: Eukaryota; Metazoa; Chordata; Mammalia; Eulipotyphla; Talpidae.